GGUCACGAGCCAGCCAGAAGACGCGCCCCACUCGGGUCUUUCUCGGCCGCGCCGUCGUGCUCACCGAGUCUCACCACCACCAGAGGGGCGGCGCCUUCUCCUCCCGGCGAGCGACGGCGGCGGCGGGAGAGGGAGGGGAGAUGGCGGGGUGGCUUAAGGCGCUAGCGUACAGCGCCGGUGGUGUGGCGGUGGCCGGCCUAGCGGCGCUGGUUGCGCUGCAGGAGCGCCUCGUCUACGUGCCCGUGCUCCCGGGCCUGCCGCGCGCGUACCCCAUCACCCCCGCCCGCCUCGGCCUCAUCUACGAGGAUAUCUGGCUCCGCACCGUGGACGGCGUGCGCCUCCACUCCUGGUUCAUCCGCCACUCCCCCACCUGCCGAGGUCCAACCUUUCUGUUCUUCCAAGAAAAUGCUGGCAACAUCGCUCACCGUUUGGAAUUUGUUCGACUAAUGAUGCAGCGACUACAGUGCAAUGUUUUUAUGCUUUCUUAUAGAGGGUAUGGUGAGAGUGAUGGUUAUCCUUCUCAGAAAGGGAUCACGUAUGAUGCACAGGCUGCACUUGAUCAUCUAGCUCAGAGGAAGGACAUUGACACAACCAGGAUAGUUAUCUUUGGAAGAUCUUUAGGAGGUGCUGUUGGAGCAGUUCUUGCCAAAAACAAUCCUGACAAGGUGGCCGCUCUAAUACUGGAAAAUACAUUUACAUCCAUACUGGACAUGGCUGGUAUUAUGCUUCCAUUCUUAAGAUGGUUCAUAGGUGGGAGCUCUUCUAAAGGUCCAAAACUUCUGAACUGUGUUGUUCGCUCUCCAUGGAAUACACUUGAUAUUGUUGGACAGGUCAAACAACCCAUUCUCUUCCUUUCUGGAUUGCAAGAUGAACUAGUCCCCCCUCCACACAUGAAGAUGCUAUAUGACAAAGCCUCUGAUCAUAACAGAAAUUGCAGAUUUGUUGAUUUUCCUAGUGGUAUGCAUAUGGAUACCUGGAUGUCUGGAGGGGACCGCUACUGGAGGACAAUCCAAUUGUUCUUGGAUCAAUACGCUCCUGGAGUACAGAAUCGUGAUGUCAGCUUUAAAAGUGAAAUUACUGAGGAUGAUGAAGCUGCUGAUUGACCGGAACAUCUGGAUCAGACUUCUUUUUCCGAAUUUCUGUUUCCUGAUGUUGUGGCAAUUUAUGUCACCAAUGAACUGAAGCUCACUGCAAACAAUUAAUUCAGGCAAUUAUUCUGCUCCAUUGUACCUGAAGCAACCGAAGUUGUGAAUAUUUUUCGAGGAUAUUCUCCAUCAUGCUCUGCCGCUUCAUUUGUACCUGGAACUUAUAGUUAUUUGUCCAUGAACCGAAUAUAUCCUCUUGAUUAAAUGUACGAAUGGCAUUUUUUUUUCUUUGCUAGUAUCCGUAACAUUCCUGGAAAUGUGGCUGUACGACAGCCCGAUACAGGCUGUAAGCUUGUUGGCUCAACUAUUUGGUUUUGUGAUUUUGAUUGUUUGCUACCAAUGUGAUUUCCUUUUUGCCUUGUACAGUAGUACAAGUGAGUUGUGAACCCA
This is a messenger RNA of Sorghum bicolor (sorghum), 1535 nucleotides long. Its product is annotated as protein bem46. The record is from RefSeq and is a predicted model, not a curated record. The coding region runs from base 141 to 1103 and encodes 320 amino acids. Gene Ontology annotation, molecular function: palmitoyl-(protein) hydrolase activity; serine-type peptidase activity. Gene Ontology annotation, cellular component: membrane. Gene Ontology annotation, biological process: proteolysis. The transcript is spliced from 8 exons. NCBI's taxonomy places the organism in Eukaryota, Viridiplantae, Streptophyta, Magnoliopsida, Poales, Poaceae.